AGAUGCGCAGAAACCUGCGCAGUGAACAAAUUUCGGCCUUUUUGGUCGAGCUUCCAAAAUGACUGCCAAGCUGAAAAAGACGAGGAAGCUGCGUGGCCACGUCAGCCAUGGCAAGGGACGUAUUGGAAAGCACAGGAAACAUCCUGGAGGCCGGGGUAACGCCGGUGGACAACAUCACCACAGGAUUAACUUUGACAAAUACCAUCCUGGUUACUUUGGUAAGGUGGGUAUGCGUCACCUGCACAUGAAGAGGAACCAGAAGCACUGUCCUGCAGUCAACCUGGACAAGCUGUGGACCCUCGUCAGCGACCAGACACGCGAGGUCUACGCCAAGAAAACAGACACGGCUCCAGUCAUCGACGUCGUGAGAGCAGGAUUCUACAAGGUCAUCGGGAAAGGUCGUCUGCCCAAGCAGCCCGUCAUUGUCAAGGCCAAGUUCUUUUCUCGUCGGGCAGAAGAGAAGAUCAAGGGCGUGGGAGGAGCCUGCAUUCUGGUGGCGUAGAGGCUUUAUCUGAGUAAAUUCCACAUUAAACAUACAGAAAAAUACAUCCAG
Messenger RNA from Branchiostoma belcheri (Belcher's lancelet), 553 nucleotides. RefSeq names its product 60S ribosomal protein L27a-like. The coding region runs from base 59 to 502 and encodes 147 amino acids. Gene Ontology annotation, cellular component: ribosome; cytosolic large ribosomal subunit. The transcript is spliced from 5 exons. Gene Ontology annotation, molecular function: structural constituent of ribosome. The record is from RefSeq and is a predicted model, not a curated record. Gene Ontology annotation, biological process: translation. Lineage: Eukaryota; Metazoa; Chordata; Leptocardii; Amphioxiformes; Branchiostomatidae.